AUGAACGAAGCCGCAAUCCUCACAUCCCCAAACUCCCCUCUCACAUUACAGACCCUUCCCAUCCCCACACCUUCCGCCUACGAACUCCUAAUCCAAGUCUCCCUCAUCGGCAUCAACGCCAUUGAAGCUAAGAUAGCCAAACGUGGCACUCCACCCGCGCCUUCCUAUCCCUUCAUCCUAGGCUCUUCUUACACGGGUACGAUCGCUGCCAUCGGUUCCUCAGUCACGAAAUACAAAGUUGGGGAACGCGUUCUCGUUAACAAGAGAUUCGGUACACAGGGCAACGAGUAUGGCGCGUAUCAACACUACGUCCUCGUUGCUGCACGGGAGAAGAUGGUAGUCAGACUACCGGAAGACAUGAACAAAGAUGGCGAAGCAGCGUUGGUAGCAUUGAUCAUGAACGCGAGUUGUGUCACCGGUCUCUUCUCUGGGCGGUUGGGAUUGCACAAGCCAGGUGAUGACGUCCCAGAAGAAGGAGAAGGAGAAAGAGAAAAGAUAUUGAUAUACGGCGGAAGUUCCAGUUUCGGUCGUUUAGCAGUACAGUACCUCAGAUGCGCAGGGUACGAUGUUACCACAACGUCUUCACCACAGCACAUGGGUACCGUGCGUGAGCUCAGCGGGAGUGGAACUCACGUCGUCGACCAUACGCAACCACCCGAAAGAGUACUCGCAGAGAUCAAGGCGCAUGUACCAUACGAUGUCGUCGUGGACAUGAUAUCCACUCCCGAAACCAUCACCCUCGCAAGCCGCGUUCUGUCAGCGCAAGGCGGAGGCAAAGUCUUUGCUACGCAACCUGCUUUCAGUCCUGAGAGCUUGCCAGAGGGUGUAGAGAGGGUGUUUGAACCGUGGUCAGACUCGUUGUACGAGGAGGGGAAUGAAGGAUUGAUGGAAUGGGUUGUGGGGACGUAUCUACCGUUUGGCAUGGAGAAGGGGUGGAUUAGUGCGCAGGAGGUUGAGAUGGUGCUGGGGUUGGAGGGUGUUGAUGCUGUUUUAGACAAGAUGGUGGAAGGAUAUGGGGGUGGCAAGAGGUAUGUUGUUAAUAUUGGUGGGUAA
Alternaria arbusti is the source of this 1053-nucleotide messenger RNA. RefSeq lists its product as uncharacterized. Gene Ontology annotation, molecular function: oxidoreductase activity, acting on NAD(P)H. The record is from RefSeq and is a predicted model, not a curated record. Bases 1 to 1053 code for a protein of 350 amino acids. The transcript has a single exon. Lineage: Eukaryota; Fungi; Ascomycota; Dothideomycetes; Pleosporales; Pleosporaceae.